Penicillium samsonianum is the source of this 1251-nucleotide messenger RNA. RefSeq lists its product as uncharacterized. The transcript is spliced from 8 exons. Gene Ontology annotation, molecular function: protein binding. NCBI's taxonomy places the organism in Eukaryota, Fungi, Ascomycota, Eurotiomycetes, Eurotiales, Aspergillaceae. The annotation marks the transcript as partial. The record is from RefSeq and is a predicted model, not a curated record.
CGUCAUGAGCGGGUGGCAUUAGUGGGGUUGGCCGGCGUUGGGUUAGCUGUCCCCAUAAGAACGCUUUUUGGAUCACAACUAAUCCAACUGCUCGUUAACAGCCAUCGAGUAUUCUUAUCGCGUGCGAGAAUAAACACCGGACACGUGGGUUUUUGGAUCCACGCCAGCAAUGCGGCGCGGUUGGAACAGUGCUACCAGCAGAUUGCCGCAGUCGUGGAGAUUCCGGGACGGGACGAUCCAAAGAUGAACAUCCUCCAGCUCGUGUAUCAGUGGUUGUGUGAUCCACGCAAUGGGCGCUGGCUGAUGGUGUUAGAUAAUGCGGAUGACGAUGGUAUCUUUUUCAGUGGCAAUACAUCCAAUAAACGAGGGCCACUAGUGACCUUCCUACCAUCAAUUCUAAUCACAUCGCGUCUUACGGCACGAAAUCUAGUAGGUAGCGACGGUCAUAUGACCGAGAUUCAGCCAAUAAAUAAGGAAGAGCAAGGUUUCCAGUCCCCCCACUCUAGAGAGUCUGAAGAGGAUAAGAAGGCACUAAAUAUAUUCCGCUGGCAAUCACUUAGGUGGGGUCCUAUAUUGCGAAUCGAGUAUCUCGAGUCACGGUCUCCUAGUACCUUUAGUUAUUCCGUGAUAUCGAGUCGAAUCAGACAUAUCUUCUUUAGUAUAAGGACGCUAAAGACCUCCGGCGAGACCCUACUAUCUUUUAAGCAAAUCCGCCAUAACCGGCUAGCGGCGACGGAAUUACUAGCGUUAAUAAAAGGCCUCGUCCGUAGCGAUAGUGGUAAGCUCGAGUUUAAAGAUACAGUGGCGCUAUUGAUCAGUUAUUCGCUUGUUCGGGUUAAAAUUAAAACAGCGUCAUUUGAUAUACACCGACUAACUAAAUAUCAAAAGCUACUUCCGCAUACCAAAGAGGUGUUAAAGUCGAUAUCUGACGAGCAAAAAGAAGAUCGACUACAUACGGCCACGAUUUCCUCUAAUAGCGGACGGUAUUUACUGAUUCGAAGAAUAUAUAAAGAGGCGGAAUUCAUACAGCGAUCAGCGUUAGAGGUACGAGAGAAGGUGCUUAGACGUAAGCAUCCCUCCACGCUCAUCAGUGUCAGUGACCUUAGCAAUAUGCUCUCUGACGAAGGGAAAUAUGAAGAGGCGGAAGCGAUGCAUCGACGAGACCUGGAAGGUAGUGAGAAAGUGCUUAGACGCGAGCAUCCUGACACGCUUAACAGUGUCAGUAACCUUGGCAGUGUGCUCUCCAUCUAA